GAAAGAAAUAUAUUGUAAAGCUUUAUUUAUAUACUUAUAGUAGUAGUAGUAGUAUUUAUCCAACUUUGUACCUUUGGGUAUUUACCUUUGAUUCUCUGCUCCUUCAUUCUCAGUCUCACUUGCUUUUCAAAAGGUCGGAUAAUUAGAAGAAAUUAAAACUCUAAACCUCAGGCGGAGGAGGAGGAGGAGGAGUGAGUGCCAUUGUUCCAAGGAUUUGCUUUCCGGUUGCUGUAUAGUUUGAAAUAUUUGUCAAAAGAAAAACAAUGGGGGCUCUUGCUUCCAUUCUUGAAUCUCUUGCUAGCAAAGCUGCUGAGUACAUGGUUGACUCCACUCCAGAACAACUUGGUUACUUGUUCAAUCAUGAGAGCAAGUUUCAGAACCUUUGGAGUAAAGUUCAAGAGCUGAAGGAUGCAAGACAAAGGGUGCAGCAAUCUGUUGAUGAGGCUAAUAGGAAUGGGGAAAAGAUUUUCGAUGAUGUUGAAAGGUGGUUGACAAUGGUGAAUGACAAUAUCUCUGACCAGGCUACAACACAAUUGCAGGAGGAUGAAAAGAAAGCGAUGGAGAGUUAUUUCGCUGGCUUUCUUCUUGGUAUCAAGUCUCGUUACCAUCUCAGUAAGAAAGCUGAAAAGGAGAUGGAGGCCAUAACCCAACUCUUGAAUGGAAAGGAUCAAUUUGAUAGAGUUUCCUACCGUUCUGUUGUUGAAGGGAUGAGCAUUAGACCUGUCAAAGAGUACGAGGCCUUUGGAUCAAGAAGCGAUGCUUUCAAUGGGUUGAUGGCGGCAUUGAAUGAUGAUAAUGUCAACAUAAUAGGAGUGUACGGGAUGGGAGGUGUGGGCAAAACCACACUUGUCAAAGAGGCUGCCAGACAAAUCAUUGCCAAGGAGAAAAAGCUGUUUGAUGAAGUGAUCUUGGUUGCCAUAACACAAGCAUCAAACAAUUCAAAUAUUCAGAAUGAGAUUACGGAGAAGUUAGGCCUGAAAAUUGAGGAGAGGAGCGUUGAUGUACGAGCUGCCCGGCUACAUGAUCGGCUAAAGAAAAUCAACAAGGUUAUCAUCUUGGAUGAUAUUUGGGAGGAACAUGACUUGGACGCACUUGGAAUUCCUUCUGUAGAUAAACACAAGGGAUUGAAGAUCUUGAUGACGUCUAGGAGGCUCGAAGUAUUGAAGUCGAUGGGUUCUCAGAAAAGCCUUCCAAUUGAUAUCCUGAAAGAAGAUGAAGCAUGGAACCUGUUUAAGAUCGUGGCUGGUCCUAUUGCUGAAAGAUCUGACUUGCAGUCUAAAGCAAAUGAAGUCGCCCAAAAAUGUGCAGGAUUGCCGAUCGCUAUUGCAACAGUUGCAAAGGCUUUGAAACAUAAGGAGAAUUUGCAUGAAUGGGAGGAUGCUCUGGAGCAGCUAAAGCCCUCUGAAAUAAACUUCAGGGGGGUACCAGGUGCUGUGUAUUCAGCUAUAGAAAUGAGCUACAAAUAUUUGAAAACAGAGGACCUUAAAUCAACUUUCUUGCUCUGCAGUAUAAUGGGUCAUAAUGCUGCCAUUGAAGACUUGCUGAAAUAUUGCACAGGCUUGGGCUUAUUUCAUGGUCUUGACACAGUACAAAAAGUACGGAACAGAGUAUUAACGUUGGUUAGUGAGCUCGAAGACUCUUCUCUGCUACUUGCUGGUUCUACCCCUGAAUGCUUUGACAUGCAUGAUGUUGUUUGCGAUGUUGCCAUUUCAAUUGCUUCUAGGGACCGUGGCUGGCUUGCUUUAGGAAAGGAAGAUGUAUUUGAAGGGUGGUCAGAUGUCGAAACAAUGAGAAACUACAAUCUUGUUAGCCUACAACAUACUAAGGUUAGUGAGCUUCCUGAUGAGUUGGAAUGUCCGAACCUUACCUUUUUCGCUAUGGUUAAUAGGGAUUCUUGUUUAAAAAUUCCAAAUAACUUUUUUAAGGGUAUGAAAAGACUCAAAGUCUUGAGUCUCGAGAAAGUGAAUUUAUCGUCCGUGCCUUCUUCCAUUGGUUCCCUAAGAAGUCUUUGUACGUUGCGUUUGAUAGAUUGUGGAGUAGAAGAUAUAGUGAUGUUAGGAGAGUUAGUAAAUUUAGAAAUCCUUGACCUCCGUAAUUCUGGUAUUAGACUGCUCCCAAAGGAGAGGUUAAAAUUGCUAGACUUGAGCUAUUGUUACAGUCUUAAAGUAGUAUCACCAAACGUGUUGUCAAGUUUAUCAAGAUUAGAAGAACUAUACUUUUUUCAUAGCUUUGAUAGAUGGGAGGUUGAGGGAACUGAUAAUCUUAUAAGAAGCAAUGCUAGUCUGGUUGAGUUGCAGCAUUUGUCACGUCUGACCACUUUGAAAGUACGUGUUCCUAAUGAACAAGCCAUGCCAGAAGAUAACAUUUUUCUUGGAAAGCUGGAAAGAUACAAGAUUUGCAUUGGAGAUGGUAAGUGGUAUUGGACUGAGACGAGGACGGAAGCGUCAAGAAUGUUGAAGCUGAAGAUGAAAAGAAGUAGUAAUUUGUUUAGUGGGAUUAAACUAUUGUUGAGAAAAACUGAAAGUCUGUACGUAGAUGAAGCGGAAGAUGUUAGGGAAAUGCUUGACGACCCAGUUAACCAAGGCUUACCACAUUUAAAGCAUCUCUAGCUCUCGAAUGUCUCAGAUAUGAAAUUUGUGAUAGGCUCCAGGAUGUUUGUUUCUUGUUUGGAGUCAUUGGAUCUUCAUAGUUUGAUGAAUUUGGAGUCAAUAUGUGAAGCUCAACUCAAAGCUGAAUCAUUUGGGCGACUAAGGUUCUUAGAAGUCAGCGAGUGCAAGAUGUUGAAGAAUUUGUUCUCCUUCUCCAUAGCCAAAAGGCUUCGCCAACUUGAAGAAAUUGAGGUAUCACAUUGCAACAACAUGAGAGAGUUCAUAAUUGUUGAAAAGGAAGAAGAGAUUGGCGAGAAUGAUAACUUAGAAUUCCCUCAAUUACGUUCUUUAUCGUUACGAUAUUUGCCCACAUUCAAUGGCGCCUGGUAUUCACAGAAAACCCUUCAAUCUGUCACGUGGCUUUUCGGUAAAAUG
Messenger RNA from Gossypium arboreum, 3023 nucleotides. Its product is annotated as disease resistance protein At4g27190-like. The record is from RefSeq and is a predicted model, not a curated record. Lineage: Eukaryota; Viridiplantae; Streptophyta; Magnoliopsida; Malvales; Malvaceae. Bases 264 to 2609 code for a protein of 781 amino acids. Gene Ontology annotation, molecular function: ATP hydrolysis activity; ADP binding. The transcript is spliced from 2 exons.